Astyanax mexicanus (Mexican tetra) is the source of this 2906-nucleotide messenger RNA. RefSeq names its product TGF-beta activated kinase 1 (MAP3K7) binding protein 3 (gene tab3). Bases 329 to 2089 code for a protein of 586 amino acids. Gene Ontology annotation, cellular component: extracellular exosome. Lineage: Eukaryota; Metazoa; Chordata; Actinopteri; Characiformes; Acestrorhamphidae. Gene Ontology annotation, molecular function: ubiquitin binding. The record is from RefSeq and is a predicted model, not a curated record. The transcript has 7 exons.
UUUGAGGAGGCUGGCAGGAGGCUGUGAGCUCCCCACUCCAGCAGAUGGCAGAAAUACCUGCCCGCCCGUUUCUAGAGGAAACAGGACCGAGACGAAAAAGAUGAGACGACAGGCUAGCAGGCUAGCAGGAGGAACCUGGAACUGGUAGAAGAAGCGCAGGGCUCGGCUAUUCUCGGUGCUGGUGUGAGCUACCUUGUGGAUUAAGGAAGCCGGAGAGAGCGCAGUCCUGCGUGGGCUUCUAAUGGCAGCACGGCGCCGGCUCACGGGGAUGAGAGGAGAGCAGGCACUGCCCUCCUGGCUGCGGGCGCAGUGACGCGGUGAGCUCAGGAUGGCACAGGCAGGUUCGCAGCUGGACUUCCACAUCCUCCAAGACCUCAAACAGCGCUUCCCUGAAAUCCCUGAGAACGUUGUGUCUCAGUGUCUUCUGCAGAACAACAACAACCUGGACCUGUGCUGCCACCUGCUGGCUCAGGAGAGUAACAGAUACCUGUAUGAGGAGUACCACAGCCCGGAGGAGGUGCACCUGAGCCGAAACCACAUGCUGCACAUCAGCGUGGGUUACCCUCCCCAGGAGGGGGCAAAGGGGAACGCGGUGGGCGCGAGGCAGCUCGUGCACAGCUCUAGCGACGGCCACAUCGAGCCUCAGCGGGGGGCGUUUCCUGAACCGCACUCGGCCCCUGCGACUAUGGCGCCAUCGCCCGGAUACAACCCCUUUUUUAUGGGCGAUCAAGGACGCUCCGCUAGCACCCCUACCCCUCCGCCAACCAUGCAGGGCAUGUCCCCUACCUACACCCCUGUCCCCCAGCGCUACAUGACCCCCAUCACAGUCACCCUCUCUCAGAACAUCCCUAACGUCCCACAAGCUCUGCAGAUUCCCCCUGGUGCAUAUGGUAACAGUGGUAAUCCUCUUUACAUGCGCCCCUCGCCCUCGCAGAGCCCCCAGCCCGCUCCCUGGGGCACGUCCGGGGCACAGGUAUACCAACCCUCACCCUACACCACACCUCCCACUUACCAGUCGCCCUACAGCUCGCCCCAGCAUCAAGUCCAGCAGCCCCCGCAUGUCUUUCUACCCAUCAGCCCUCCUAAUCUGUCCAGCAUGCCCUACCAGCAGCCUGUCUCCUACAGGCCCUACAUGACCUCAAAGACCUCAAUGAAGAACCAGAUCGAGAUCACGCUGGAGGGAGGACGGCCCCGGAGCAACUCCCCCGUGCAUGCUCCACAGGGGGCGCUCUACAUGGCCACAAGCCCCUCCCCAAGCUCACCGUCCAGGGCAAUAAGCAUGACCGGUCCUCCAGGGCCAGCGUUCCACCCUGGAGUGUACCUCCACCAAGGGGCAGCACGGCCUCGGCCCGCCUCCUCGCCCCAACCUGCGAACUCCGCCUAUAUCAAGAUCAAGGUGUCGCCCGGUCAGGCCCAGCGCCUCCCGGAGUCGCCACCGGUGGAGACGGAGUCGCUCCUCAACAUCGUAGACCAGGGUGAGAACCAGGGCACUCCGGCCCCCAUCCUACCCAUCUCUGCUCUGCCCAGCAACAUCGCCAGCCACAUCGCCCACAUGCCCAGACGCUCCAGUUCGGGCUCGGACGACUAUGCUUACACUCAAGCCUUGCUGCUUCACCAGCGGGCGCGGAUGGAGCGACUGAUGAAGGAGCUGUUAGCUGAGAGGCAGAAGCUGGAGCAGCUGAAGGGAGAGGUUAACGAUAUGGAGUAUGAUGCCCUGCAGAGACGCUUCAGACGUGUCAACAGCACCAGCUUCAUCCCACGGCCCGAAGAAAUGACCAGAAUGAGGACGCAGAACAGACAGCUCCAGAUUGACAUUGAUUGCACCUUGAAGGAGACAGACCUGCUGCAAUCGAGAGGCAAGUUUGACCCAAAAGCUAUGAACAACUUUUAUGACAACAUUCAGCCUGGUCCUGUUGUUCCACCAAAACCAGGGAAAAAAGAUGGAGGAGGGCGGAAUGUGAAGCCUUCGGUGGAGCCGCAGCGGGACGAGGACUUCGAGGGUGCUCAGUGGAACUGUGACAGCUGCACUUUCCUCAAUCACCCGGCUCUGAACCGCUGUGAGCAGUGCGAGAUGCCCCGCUACACCUGAAACCCCGCCUGCACCCCGCCCCCAAGCUUCACACAAACCCCGCCUUCUCUUCUGAUCUCUGAUUCAUCAUCAUCAUACCACUUCUGGGCUCUGCCUGUGUUUCCCCUUUUAGCCCCAACCAGCAAUAACUGAGCCCGAUCCUGCCCUGCUGAGGAAGAGCCACACCCCUUAAUUAACCUUAAAUCUGUGUGUCCAAUCAAGCUCCGCUCCCUCCAGCCCCUCAAGAAGGCCCAUGCACUUGUUUUAAUGUUUUUUUUUUUUUGUUUUGUUUUUUGUUUCCUACUGAAAAACGACGCUUUAAAAGAGGGACGGAGGGAGCCUCGAUCUCCAGACCAGCAGACUGAAGGGACCGGUCGGCUGUGGAGCAGAACGAGAAUGGAUCUGAGGAUUCAUUAAUUAAUUUUCGGGUUUUUAGGAAGUGGGAGGAGGAGCCUCUAGGACGGCGCCAGGUAGGCGUGCCGCACCGAGCUACCAUUCCAACCAGAACGAUAAGGCCAUGUUUACAGGAAACCGAGCCCGAGCUGACCGCACGCGCAUGGCUGCACUUCCACCAGAUCAUGGGACGAUGUAAUGAUUGGAAGCAGGGGUUCGAUUAAUCUUAAUGUAGACUUCACACUGUACACUGUAUCCACACUGUACACUGUAUCCGCUCUCCGAGAGCUCCUCUUUUGAAUCAAGAACACUAAGAGACAUGCAUAUGAAUUAUAUCCUACCUGGUACUUUUAUGCAUAUUAUGCCACACUGUAUUCUGUGUUAAGGUGUUGAUUUCCUGUGCAAAUGCCUCAAGUUGCUGUACUUAAUAAAGGAGUUGAUUCUA